AUGAUAAAAGUGCUUCUCCAUGCAUCGGAUCCAAGCCAAACGACGGCAAUCGACAUGAUGGACAUGGUCAACCAGGGCCCCAGACCUCCAGCAACAUUGACAGCGGCAGACAACACGCCCCACCAGGUGGCCAGUUCAUUGGGAGCAACCGACUACAAGAGAAAUUGGAGCGAGUCCAAGAGUAAAACGUCGAAGCGCGACUUCCUGGUAACAUCAUCCAUCGCUGGGACAAUUAAUACCCCAGGAGGAAAACGAAAGCGCAAGGAAGAUUGA
This is a messenger RNA of Opisthorchis viverrini, 273 nucleotides long. RefSeq lists its product as hypothetical. The coding region runs from base 1 to 273 and encodes 90 amino acids. NCBI's taxonomy places the organism in Eukaryota, Metazoa, Platyhelminthes, Trematoda, Opisthorchiida, Opisthorchiidae. The transcript has a single exon. The record is from RefSeq and is a predicted model, not a curated record.